AUGGUAGGAAUGAGCGAGAAUGAGAAGGUGAAUUGUAUCAAGGAGAAGUUCAUGGAGGCGUACAAGUCGGAGGAGGCCAUUGUGAUAUUUGACGACAUUGAGGGGCUUAUUGAGUAUGUUGGAAUUGGCCCGAGAUUUUCAAAUUCGAUUCUCCAAGCCAUAAAAAUAUUCGCAAAGGCCGAGGACAAGAACAAACUGUUUGUUUUGGGCACCACCUCUAUGCCCGAUGUUCUCAAAGAAUGUGGAAUUUAUGACUGCUUUUCUCACUCUUUCCAUAUUUCAAAUAUUACUUUAGAAGACUAUGAACAGCUGUGCAGACAAAACUCUGAGUUUAGAAAUAUUAGAUUUGAAGAGGAAGUGCCCCUGAAAAAGAUUAUGGCAGAAUUAUCUCAUCCUGAUAUGUCGAUGAAAUGA
Molecule: messenger RNA, 414 nt
Organism: Vittaforma corneae ATCC 50505
Lineage: Eukaryota; Fungi; Microsporidia; Nosematidae
Exons: 1
Coding region: 1-414 (137 amino acids)
Biological process (GO): Golgi to plasma membrane protein transport; intra-Golgi vesicle-mediated transport; SNARE complex disassembly
Cellular component (GO): Golgi stack
Molecular function (GO): ATP hydrolysis activity
Source: RefSeq, a predicted model, not a curated record